GGGGCCGCUGGGGGCUCAGAGCGGGGGAGACAUGUGGAGCGAGGCGGGGCUAUCCCUUCAGGAACUCAGCCACAGUCCAGCCAUGCACGGCCUCCGAGAGGAAGGCUGGCCCAGAACAGGACCGGCAAACAGGGCAAGCAUGCACAAGCCUCUGACCUCAGAACGUUCCCCCUUGACACCAACCCUCCGGGCGUGUCGGGCACCCAGUCGGAGAGCGCCAUCAGCGGCCAGGAGAUCACUGGCGGCGAGUGCCUCUUCUACGGGGCCAACGUGGGAACUGAGAACCGCAACGUGGAGUUCAAGAGAGGAGGAGGGGAGUACCUGCGCUCCUCGUUCCGCGGCCACCUGCGCCGCUACGCCUGCGCCUUCCUCAACAGUGGCGGCGGCAGCCUGCUGGCCGGCGUGGACGAUGACGGCGUGGUGCAGGGCCUCCACUGUGACCACCGUCAGGAGGACCGGGCCAGGCUCCUGGCGGACUCCGUCCUCAAGGGCUUCCACCCCCCGCUGCUGCCCCACAGCUACAGCCUGGACUUCCUGCCUGUGCUGCGGCCCGGCCCGGAGGGCCGCGACCUCAAGGUGCUGCGACUGACCCUGCGGCCCCCGCCGGCCCCCGCCCUGAUGGGGCUGUACCAGACAGACCUGGGGGAGGUGUUCCUCCGGAGGGAUGGCAGCGUGGAGGGCCCGCUGUCGGCCAGUGCCAUCCAGGAGUGGGCCAGACAGAGGUGGAGUGUGGAGCUGAGUCGUCUGCAGCAGCAUGUGGAGGUGUUGCUGUCAGAGCAGAGGCUGCUGCUGCUGGAGACACGACAACAGAGGCAGAUCAUAGCAGACCUGCACAGCUCUCAAACACAGGCACAGGCCCAGCCAUGGCCACUUGUCGUUCCAGACCUCCGGAGAGAUGGAUCGGGGAAGGCGAGAUCCUCGAACCGGGUGGUCUCCAGCGUUUGCAGGUUGAUGUGAUUGGUCAUUUCAGCCAAUUGUCUAAACAUGCCCCUGUCUCCAGAGUCGCAAGUUGUUGUGAUUGGUUGGUUUAACCAAUCUACCAAUCAUUUGAC
Molecule: messenger RNA, 1052 nt
Organism: Osmerus eperlanus (European smelt)
Lineage: Eukaryota; Metazoa; Chordata; Actinopteri; Osmeriformes; Osmeridae
Product: schlafen-like protein 1
Exons: 4
Source: RefSeq, a predicted model, not a curated record